UCUCUCCCCAGAAGUGCAGGGCCGUAAGAGCUGUGGCAUUCACCAUGCUGGCCCGGGGCAGUGGCCCCGAGCAGAGGACCAGGCUUGCCCUGCAGUGGAGGCAGAUCUCCUGGAUCACCUGCUGGAUCACGCUGUAUGCUGUGGAGGCCCUCCCCGCCUGCCCCUUCUCCUGUAAGUGUGACAGCCGCAGCCUGGAGGUGGAUUGUAGUGGCCUAGGCCUCACCAUGGUGCCUCCCGACUUGCCCGCUGCCACCCGAACCCUCUUACUCUUGAACAAUAAGCUGAGUGCCCUGCCAAGCUGGGCAUUCGCCAAUCUGUCCAGCCUGCAGCGGCUGGAUCUAUCCAACAACUUCCUGGACCGGCUGCCCCGGUCCAUUUUCGGGGACCUGACGAAUCUUACGGAGCUGCAGCUGCGCAAUAACAGCAUCAGGACCCUGGACAGGGACCUGCUGCAGCACUCGCCCCUGCUCCGCCACCUGGACCUGUCCAUCAACGGGCUGGCCCAGCUGCCCCCUGGCCUUUUUGAUGGACUCCCAGCGCUGCGCUCCCUGUCACUUCGCUCCAACCGUCUGCAGAACCUGGACCGGCUGACGUUCGAACCCCUCGCAAGCCUGCAGCUGCUGCAGGUUGGGGACAACCCCUGGGAGUGUGACUGUAACCUGCGUGAUUUCAAGCACUGGAUGGAGUGGUUUUCCUACCGAGGGGGGCGCCUGGACCAGCUGGCCUGCACCCUACCCAAGGAGCUGAGGGGGAAGGACAUGCGUGUUGUCCCCAUGGAGAUGUUCAACUACUGCUCCCAGUUGGAGGACGAGAAUAGCUCAGCUGGGCUGGAUAUUCCUGGGCCACCCUGCACAAAGGCCAGCCCUGAACCCGCUAAGCCCAAGCCAGGGGCCGAGCCCGAGCCAGAGCCCAGCACAGCCUGCCCCCAGAAGCAGAGGUAUCGGCCAGUGAGCGUGAGGCGGGCCAUCGGCACAGUGAUCAUCGCGGGGGUUGUCUGUGGCAUUGUCUGCAUCAUGAUGGUGGUGGCAGCUGCCUACGGCUGCAUCUAUGCCUCCCUCAUGGCCAAGUACCACCGGGAGCUCAAGAAGCGGCAGCCCCUCAUGGGGGACCCGGAGGGUGAGCACGAAGACCAGAAGCAGAUCUCUUCUGUGGCCUGAGAGCCCAGCCCCACUUGGCCUAGGUAGGAAGGGCCGGGAG
Molecule: messenger RNA, 1197 nt
Organism: Odobenus rosmarus divergens (Pacific walrus)
Lineage: Eukaryota; Metazoa; Chordata; Mammalia; Carnivora; Odobenidae
Gene: LRTM2
Product: leucine-rich repeats and transmembrane domains 2
Exons: 3
Coding region: 45-1157 (370 amino acids)
Cellular component (GO): plasma membrane
Molecular function (GO): protein binding
Source: RefSeq, a predicted model, not a curated record